Messenger RNA from Nymphalis io (European peacock), 5852 nucleotides. It is a transcript of the gene sxc, whose product is annotated as UDP-N-acetylglucosamine--peptide N-acetylglucosaminyltransferase 110 kDa subunit. The transcript has 10 exons. NCBI's taxonomy places the organism in Eukaryota, Metazoa, Arthropoda, Insecta, Lepidoptera, Nymphalidae. Gene Ontology annotation, molecular function: protein binding; protein N-acetylglucosaminyltransferase activity. The coding region runs from base 155 to 3331 and encodes 1058 amino acids. Gene Ontology annotation, biological process: protein O-linked glycosylation. The record is from RefSeq and is a predicted model, not a curated record.
CUUCACUCGUAGUAGAUUAAUCUUCUCUUUAUUAGUUUCAUUGUGAAUGGUAUUGUUCGUCAUGGAAAAUUUUUAAAGAUUUUUUUUUAUUCAAUACAAAGUCGCUUUGUGUAGUGUAGUUAUCUAACGAAAUUGUAUUUCAAUUGAAAUAAUUAUGAUAACAAAAAUGCAAUCACAAGCAAAUGUUGCCGUGCCACAAUCUGUCACGACACAGCCUCAACAAAUUGUCGGCGUUCCUGCUAACGCCGUGAUCUUGAAAAUGUCGGAGAUACAACAAAUAUCUACAGUGGGACUGUUGGAGCUCGCGCACAGGGAGUAUCAAGCUGGCGAUUAUGAUAGUGCAGAAUUGCAUUGUAUGCAACUAUGGCGUCAAGAUGGCACGAACACGGGAGUGUUGUUAUUGCUGUCCUCCAUACAUUUCCAGUGUCGGCGAUUGGAUAAAUCAGCUCAUUUCUCAACAUUGGCUAUUAAACAAAAUCCUUUAUUGGCUGAAGCAUACAGUAAUCUAGGCAAUGUUUACAAAGAGCGUGGUCAGCUUCAAGAGGCUCUUGAAAAUUACCGUCAUGCAGUGAGACUAAAGCCGGACUUCAUUGAUGGGUACAUCAACCUGGCAGCAGCACUUGUUGCUGCUGGAGAUAUGGAGCAAGCAGUACAAGCAUAUGUUACCGCACUCCAGUAUAACCCUGAUCUCUACUGCGUUAGAAGUGACUUGGGCAAUUUGCUCAAGGCCUUGGGACGUUUGGAUGAAGCAAAGGCCUGUUACUUGAAGGCCAUCGAAACGAGGCCAGACUUUGCAGUAGCAUGGAGUAAUUUAGGAUGCGUCUUUAAUGCGCAAAGUGAAAUAUGGUUGGCCAUACACCAUUUUGAAAAAGCCGUGGCAUUGGACCCGAAUUUUUUGGAUGCUUAUAUCAAUUUGGGAAAUGUACUUAAGGAAGCAAGAAUUUUUGACAGGGCGGUGGCAGCUUAUCUUCGAGCUCUUAAUCUAUCGCCGAACAAUGCAGUCGUUCAUGGCAAUUUAGCUUGCGUGUACUACGAGCAAGGACUCAUUGAUUUGGCCAUUGACACUUAUAGACGUGCUAUAGAAUUGCAACCUAAUUUCCCUGACGCAUAUUGUAAUUUGGCCAAUGCCCUCAAAGAAAAAGGACAGGUGGCCGAUGCAGAAGAAUGCUACAACACAGCAUUAAGGUUGUGUCCAUCCCAUGCCGAUUCUUUGAACAACCUUGCGAAUAUCAAACGCGAACAAGGAUAUAUAGAGGAAGCCACACGCUUGUAUUUGAAAGCGUUGGAAGUUUUCCCAGAGUUCGCUGCGGCCCAUAGCAACUUAGCUUCUGUUUUGCAGCAACAAGGAAAAUUAAAUGAAGCACUUAUGCAUUAUAAAGAAGCAAUUCGCAUACAACCAACUUUUGCUGAUGCCUACAGCAACAUGGGCAACACUCUUAAAGAAAUGCAAGACGUGGCUGGAGCAUUGCAAUGUUAUACCAGGGCCAUCCAAAUCAACCCCGCAUUUGCCGACGCACAUAGCAAUCUUGCUAGUAUUCACAAAGAUUCAGGAAACAUACCAGAAGCUAUUCAGUCGUACAGAACUGCUUUGAAAUUAAAACCAGAUUUUCCCGAUGCAUAUUGCAACUUGGCACAUUGCUUGCAAAUAGUAUGUGAUUGGACCGACUAUGAAGCGCGAAUGAAGAAGUUGGUCAGUAUAGUGGCCGAGCAACUUGAGAAAAAUAGACUCCCAUCUGUCCAUCCCCAUCAUUCUAUGUUAUAUCCUUUGACACACGAAUUCAGAAAAGCGAUAGCGGCUCGACAUGCCAACUUAUGUUUAGAGAAGGUGCAAGUUCUCCACAAGCCGCUAUACAAAUUCCCAAGAGAAUUGCAGAGCCGUUUGCGAAUUGGAUAUGUUAGUAGUGAUUUUGGUAAUCACCCAACGUCGCACUUAAUGCAAUCAGUACCGGGGUUGCACGAUCGCAGUAAAGUAGAGAUAUUUUGUUACGCUUUAAGUCCUGACGAUGGCACCACCUUCCGUUCUAAAAUAGCUAGAGAGGCCGAACAUUUUACCGACUUAUCUCAAAUGCCAUGUAACGGUAAAGCGGCUGAUAAGAUUUAUGGAGAUGGCAUACACAUUUUAGUGAAUAUGAAUGGGUAUACUAAAGGAGCUAGAAAUGAGAUAUUCGCCUUGAGGCCUGCUCCGGUUCAAGUUAUGUGGUUAGGAUAUCCAGGAACGAGUGGAGCUAGUUAUAUGGACUAUUUAGUAACCGACGCAGUGACAUCGCCAGUCGAACUAGCUAGCCAGUAUAGUGAGAAGUUGGCAUAUAUGCCACAUACCUAUUUUGUGGGCGAUCAUAGGCAAAUGUUCCCACACUUGCAAGAAAGACUUAUUUUGAGUGACAAAGUGAAAUCCCAUAAUAAUUUGGGUAGUCUCGCUGACAAUGUUGCUGUGAUUAACGCAACAGAUUUGUCACCGCUUGUGGAAAACACUGAUAUCAAAGAGAUCAAAGAAAUCGUAAGAGCUGCAAGGCCUGUUGAAAUUUCACUAAAGAUAGCCGAAUUACCUACGACUACCCCCAUCGAAACUAUGAUAGCAUCCGGACAAAUCCAGACUUCUGUUAACGGAGUUAUUCUUCAAAAUGGCUUAGCAACGACACAAACUAAUAAUAAAGCGGCAACCGGUGAAGAAGUACCUCAGUCCAUUGUAAUCACAACACGCCAACAAUACGGUUUGCCUGACGAUGCUGUGGUUUACUGUAACUUUAACCAGUUGUACAAGAUAGACCCAUUAACUUUACACAUGUGGGUCUACAUCUUGAAACAUGUGCCUAACAGUGUAUUAUGGCUUCUUCGAUUUCCUGCUGUUGGUGAACCAAAUCUACAAUCUACAGCACAACAAUUAGGACUACCGCCCGGUCGUAUUAUCUUUUCUAAUGUAGCCGCGAAGGAAGAACAUGUGCGUCGCGGACAGCUUGCCGAUGUGUGCCUGGACACACCUUUAUGUAAUGGACACACAACAAGCAUGGACAUACUUUGGACUGGCACUCCAGUUGUAACAUUGCCUGGAGAAACUUUGGCAUCCCGUGUGGCUGCAUCACAAUUGAACACUCUUGGAUGUCCUGAGCUAAUUGCUAGAACAAGGCAAGAAUACCAAGACAUAGCUGUAAGAUUAGGAACAGAUCGGGAAUAUUUAAAAGCAAUUCGAGCGAAAGUGUGGACGGCGCGUAUGGAAAGCCCGUUGUUCGACUGUAAAGCAUACGCAUCAGGUCUUGAGAUGCUUUAUAACAAGAUGUGGGCGAGGUACGCGCGCAAUGAGCGCCCGGACCACAUACAGGCUAUAGAUAAAUAGAUAUCGCACGGUGAACACAGUGAGUGGACGUCUAAGAAACGCCGUUGGUGCUAAGUGUGUGAAGUUUUAAGUGAAGGAAUAUAAGUGAUAGAUGUGACUUAAUGUCAAUGACGCUGUGUGUCACUGAUAAAUAAUAAUAAAAUAUAAUUUGAUGAGUGAUUUUGGUUUUGACGACAAAUGUGUCCUGGUUUUUUCAAUGGUAUUUGCUUAGAAUUUUCUAGUCAUACAGACGCAUACAGUCUCGAAUUGUUCUAGAGAUAAUACUGACAUGGAAUCUUAAUAUACUAAGCAAUAAUUUAUUAUGAUGUGACUGUGGCCUUGAUUGCACAAUUUUGCAAUAAUUUAGCUAUUAUGUAAAAUUACAUUGCAAGAUUUUAUGGCAGUAGGUAAAUGUUGUCCUUACUUGUUAUGAUGUCUUGUUUAAUAAUAGCAGAGAAUAUAUUUAAUGACUAUAACAGAGCAAUGCCAUUAUGCUUUUUCAAUUUUUGCAAUACAAUUCUAUUAUAACAGUAAUAAAUAAAUUACAUGCUUAAACCCAGUGUAGUUCUAGCUGUAAUUUAACUGGCUGUCGUUUAGAACAAUAUGUUUUUGUCUAACAUAAUCCGACAAUACUUAUUUAAGUCUAACAUCAAUUAGUUGCGAUAAGUGAAGCACCAGUGUAAUUUUAGUAAUUACAUUAUUAACAGCCAAAAUGUUAUAAAUAUAUAAAUUUGUGAAAUGCGAUUGUAUUGUGGAAAAGUUAAUUUUUUUUGGAUGUAAAUAACUAAAAAGCAAUAAUACAUAUUACAUACAAUGUAGAAAAUUAAAAAGAUAAUUUAGCUUUUAACUGUUAAAUAAAUUUGUUUGAUGAUCAAAUUAGAAAUUCCAUUUGUGUUAAUUUUUUUUCUUUUGAUGUCCUGAAGAAAUAAAAUAAUAUGUUAAUUACAUGCAUAUUUUGUCAAACAGCUUGAUGAUCAACCAAAUUAUGAAAAUGUGAUGUAUCUGCAAAGUAUACACAUGCAUGUAUAUGAUGUAUCUGCAAAGUAUACACAUGUAUGUAUGUGAUGUACCUGCAAAGUAUACACAUGUAUGUAUGUAUGUCUUUGACAUAUUAGUUAAACAUGUUUUAUGCUAGGGUUGCCUACUGGGUUGUAUCGAAUAACAUGAACUUCAAAUGUUAAUAUUUUAUGCCAUUUUAUGAUAUUUGUGUCGAUACCACAUCGUUGAUGAACUAAUCAACAGGGAUGUUUUAAAUCAUCUAUACUAUACUUGCUCAUUACAAUUUCUUCUACAAAAAUAUAAGGCAACCCUAAUUAAUUCUAUUCAUUAUGUAUACUCCAAUUUAAUUGUAUGUUGUGAGACUGAAGUGUACUGUUAUGUAUUUAAUAAAAAAAUAUCUUUAGUUUCAUGAUUAGUAGCUUAUUUAUAAUAUAAUAAAAUAAUAAAUUGUGAUUGUAAUUAAAGUAUUUUUGACUUAAUAAUAGCUAACAUUGAUAAAACUCAUAAAAAAGAUCUAAAGCCUAUUCCAAUCGAAGGAGUAAAGGUAAACAAAUUGUACAUUUAUAUAUUCCAUGUGAUUUGCUAAUAGAUCUGCUAUAUUAUGCACUACAAACAGUUCUUUUUAUAUCUUUAUGUAUAACGAUAACGAAUUCGCCAAACAUUCAGAAUGCUAUUUUUUGCAAAUGCAUAAUUAAUAUCAUAGAUUUUACAAAGAUCUCGAUCAAUGAUAUAGCUUAAAUUUUAUGUAAUUGUUUAUUAGUCUUACUAUUCUUGUUUUUGGAAUAGGCUAUACAUAUUUCAAAAAUGAAAUAAUCUUUUAAUCUGUUAACAUAUGUUAGAGAUACAAUAUAAAAAAAUCUUUCAAACUAAAGAUAAGUCAGUUUUUUUUUAGUUUGACAUUUAUGCUUACAUUUUAAACAUCGAAUUUUAAUUGAAGACCCAAUGUUAUGUAGCUAUUUAACCACAAAAAAUCUUUCAAACUAAAGAUAAGUCAGUUUUUUUUUUAGUUUGACAUUUAUGCUUACAUUUUAAACAUCGAAUUUUAAUUGAAGACCCAAUGUUACGUAGCUAUUUAACCACUAAGAUGGAAUUGUAUUUUAUAUGUAAGGACAAUCUUAGUACUAGUAGUGACCAAUAUGACUUGGCUGUAUAGUUUCGUGUUGCCAUGAGUAAGGCUUUAUAUAGGCUUCAGAAAAACAUUAACAGUGACUUUUACAUAGCUUUUGAGUAAGUAAUAUUUAUUUCAUAAGACAAUAAGAUAGACCUUCACAGUAGUUUAUCGAUUCCUGUAAUGUUGUGUAUGAAUAAAAUAUGACACCCGAAAUGCAUGUUUUCAUGAAAUUGUGAUAUUACAAACUAUUAAGAAAAUGAUAUUUGUGAGAAAUAAUCUUUCUCCUCGUCGCGUAUGAAAAUAUCAUUAAAGUAAGUUGGUUAAUUUCAUAGGAUUCCUAUUUACUAAUCUUAACAUUUUUUUUAAUGUAAAUACUUUGUCUACUAUGUUUACGUAAACUCCGCGUAUAAUAUUAAAAAUGUCACGUAAUAA